Messenger RNA from Dalotia coriaria, 4689 nucleotides. It is a transcript of the gene Golgin245, whose product is annotated as golgin subfamily A member Golgin-245. The transcript is spliced from 12 exons. Gene Ontology annotation, cellular component: Golgi apparatus. The record is from RefSeq and is a predicted model, not a curated record. Gene Ontology annotation, biological process: Golgi vesicle transport. Bases 272 to 4270 code for a protein of 1332 amino acids. Gene Ontology annotation, molecular function: small GTPase binding. Lineage: Eukaryota; Metazoa; Arthropoda; Insecta; Coleoptera; Staphylinidae.
AGCCCUACAUACACGAAAACAAGGGCUACACGUCACUGUCACUCCCGUCGAAGGCGAUUUUCCAGCGCGAACCGCGGCGAUUUUCCUAUUUUCCGCGUUAAUUACAUCUGCCCCGAUAAUUAUGUUCAACUCAAUUACUCAUCCGCUCGUAGUGUUCAAAAACCAGUGAAGUUUUACGCCACCAGAUGUUAAAAUCAUAAAGUUCCUAUGUUAUUAAACACAUAAACAUUCGAGGAGAGGCUUCAACGACAGCCAGGGAAGAUAAAAGAAAAUGUUUAAGAAGCUCAAGGAUAAGAUCGCCGAAGAGGUGAAGAUCUCUCCGCAGCGCAUGCAGCAAUUUCAACAAUUUACACAGUCAAUGACUGACAAAAUACAGCAGGGAUUAGAACAAGGUGCUACCUCACCAGAUGACGGAUUGUUUUCAAUCAGUGAAGAUGAUACGAAGAUGGCGGAUUCGGGGUUUACCAAUGUGCCGCUGCAUGUCUCGACGUCUAAUCCAGAGUUGCCUCAACGAGUACGGCGUAAUUCCAACUCGUCCAUCGCCAGCGAUGUUUCGUUUCUGCCCCGAUAUGAAUCUACAAUGAAUUCAUAUCAUUUACAGUCUGACCUUGACGUGUCCGCCAGUGAAGUAGAAGACAACCUUUCCCAACAGUCUUCAUCACUCGGCCAUGUCAGCAAGGAACAAGUGCACAUGGCCUUCCAAAAGGCCCAAAUGCGCUACCACAAGUACCGUGGCCGCUACACCGACCUCGCCAACCACUACAAAGAACUCGAACGAGAAAAUGCUAAAAUGAAGGCAGUAUUAGUGGAAACGCAAGACAAAGCCAUCCGUCGAGUCUCCGAAUUAAAAGAACAAUGCACUCUAUCACAACGCGCGAAAGCCGAUCUGGAAUCAGCUCUGCGUGUUGAAAUCGAAGAGAAGCUAAUAAUCAUCGACACGCUCAAACAAAAGGUCGACCUGUUGCAAACCAGCGCUGAAAUCAACGGCAAUGACGGUUUAUCCACGCCGUCAACUCCAUCAACCACAGCGUCAACAUCCACCUCCAUUUCUACACCGAUCACAAACGGCAACAAUGGGAAUAUUAGUAAUAAUAACGAUAAUAAUGAGCUACUCAACGACCUAAACGAGAAACUCCAGGAGUAUAAAGCUAGUAGUAUUGUAUCCAAGGAAAAACUCUCAGCUUUACAAAGAGAAUUAGACGAGGCGAAGCAAAUGGUCGCAGAAGUACAAGAAAGAGAAAAGAAUAACAAUUUAAAGUUUGCGAAGAGUAAGUUGGAUUUACAUACGGAGUUGCAGAAUCGUGAGUUGGAGAUAACGAAUUUAAAGCAGGAUUUGGAGACGAUACGUGUGGAUUUAGAGGGGUAUGAGAAGGGUGGUGGGUUGAAGGCGCAGAAUGCGAAUUUGAUUGAUAAGUGCGAGGCGUUGAAGAUGAAGAAUCAUGAGCUGGGUGCGGAAUUACUGAAAACUGAACAGUAUAAGUUGGAAAUUCAGGAUUUAAGGGAGGAAAUUAAGAAAUUAGCGGGUAGUGAAAAAGAUAAUGAAGAAACUAAUCAAUUGAAGUUAAAAUUACUUGAAGUUGAGAAAAAUAAUAUGGAUAAUCUUCAAAAGGUCGAAAAUAAGUACCUGGAAGAAAUUAGGGGUUUAAAAGAUGAAAUUUUAAACUUUGAAGAGGUUAAACAAGAUUUUGAGAAGAGUAAACAAGAGAAUUUGAUGUUGAAGUCCAGUGUGGAGGAAAAUAAUGCGUUGAGGUUGAGGGUGAUUGAUCUUGAGAAAAACAACGAAGAUGUUCUUAAAAAGGUGGAGAAUAAGUACACACAAGAAAUACAAGCUUUAAAAGAUGAAAUUGUGAGGUUAGAAGAGGUUAAACAACAAUUUGAGAGUGUCAAGGAAGAAAACCAGCUAUUAAAGAGUGGGAUGGAUGAAAAUAAUGAUUUAAAGUUAAAGUUAACCGAAAUAGAGAAAAACAAUGUUCUGAAGCUUGAAAACAUUGAAUCGCAGUAUAAAGAAGAAAUUAAGGGUUUAAAACAUAAGAAUGAGUUAUUAACUAAUGAAUUAGAAGAAAAUGAACAGUUGAAGUUAAAAUUGCUUGAAGUUGAGAAUAAUAACACUGAUAAACUUAAAGAGGUAGAAAAUAGCUACAGUAAAGAAAUUCAAGCUUUAAAAGAUGAAAUUGUGAAGUUUGAAGAGAUAAAGCAGCAAUUUGAGGUUAUCAAACAAGAAAAUGAAGUUUUGCAGAGCCAAAAAGAAGAAAAUAAUGAGUUAAAGUUAAAAUUAACAGAAAACGAGAAAAACAAUGUUUUGAAACUAGAAAAUCUAGAAACAAAAUAUAAAGACGAAAUAAAAGCUUUAAAACAUGAAAUUGAGAGAUUCAACGAGGUGAAAACACAAUUUGAAAGUGUUAAACACGAAAAUGGGUUGUUAAAGAACGAAAUAGAAGAAAACAAACAAUUAAAGUUAAAACUAAACGAAAUUGAAACCAACAACGUAACUAAACUUAAACAGAUUGAAACUACCUACCAACUUGAAAUUCAAGCUUUAAACGAUGAAAUCACCAAGUUAAAUGAAAUUAAACAACAAAUCGAGAGCAUUAAACAAGAAAAUCAGCUAUUAAAGAAUACAGUAGAUGAAAACAAUGAAUUAAAGUUAAAACUAACCCAACUCGAGAAAAGUAAUGAAACUAUGACUAAAACACACUCAGAACAAAUCAAAACCCUCCAGGAAGAAACAAAACACUCACUUGUUUCACUCCAAGAAAAGAUCCGCAACACCCUCCUCUCUGAAUACCAACAGAAGGAAGAAACACUCAAACAAGACUUCGAAGUAAAACUACAGCAGUUGAACCAACAAGGUGAUUCACUGAAACAAACGCAGAUUAAACUAAUGCAGGCGGAGGAUGCGUUGAGAAUCUAUGAAUCUACCAGCAAAGAAAACGAAGAGAGUAUAAGUGUACUCAACGAGAAAAACACACAACUAGAGAAAAAUUAUGUAGUGUUAAUGGAUGAAAACAAUGGUAGGCAGAAUGAAAUCGCCGGGCUGAAACAACAACUCGAGAAUAAAGAUAAAAAGUGUAAAAGUCUCGAAGAUGAGAAAAAACUACUCCAGCAGGAAACAAAGAAACUAGAAGGUGAAUUAACACAAAAGAUUUUAAGGUUAAAGGAAGAGAUAAAGGUCCUACUUGAUGAGGAAGAACAAAAACGUUUACAAGUGCAAAAUCAACUUGAAAACACCGAAGAAAAGUUACAAGAAGAGAAAAAAGCAUUAAAAGAUAAAAUAAAUGAAUUAGAGGUUAUGUUAAGUGAGAGUAAACAAAAUGGCGAUGAAGUAAAUGACUUAAAAGCUCAGUUAGAAGAUAAAAACCAUGAAAUAACAAAGUUAAAAGAAACUCACACGGAAAAUAUGACUAUUUUACAAAACCAAUUGAAAGAAUUGAGUGAAAUGAAAAACACAGCGCAAACAAGAUGGCAGACGGAGAAACAAGGCUUAAUUACACAACUAGAAGAGUUCACAGAGCAACAAGACAAAAUAAACCAAGAAAAACAAUCAUUACAAGCGAGGAAUACACAGUUAUCCAGCGAUAACAAACGCCUCAUGGACGAAAACGACAAACUACUCUCGGAAUCCUCCGAUAUUAUGCUGCAAUUAGCCACGAAAAUCACCAACACUGACGCUGAAGUCGCUGAAAAACUCGCUGAUGUCUCCACGAAAUACUCUCUAGCUUUAGACGAUGCAAAACUAGCCAGAGAAGAGCUAGAAACCUUUAAAAAACAAUCUUCGCAGCUACAAUACGAAAAACAAAUCGCUGAUUUGGACAAACACGUCAGUGAACUGGAACAGGAACGACAAUUCCUCAAAGAUGAAAUCGACGAGCUUAAAACAACGCCUAUUAAUAUAACAACAACUUCACUGAGUGAAAAAGAUGUUGAGUCACUGCAAGCGAAACUUGCGCAGUACAAAAGUAUUGAUGUGACUAAUCGUAGUUCAAUUGAAUUUUAUGAGAAUGAGCUGCAAAAACUACAGUCGAAGAAUGAGAAGCUCAAUAGGAAGCUGGAUGAGACUUUGGUUACGCUGAAUCAUUGUGCUGAUUUGUCUGCGAGCACUGAAGUGGAGUAUUUAAAGAAUGUGCUGUAUAAUUAUAUGCUGGGGAAGGAGAGUGUGGUGCUGGCGAGGGUGAUUGCAGCGGUUUGUAAGUUUGAUAGACAACAGACUGAGACUGUGAUGAAGCAUGAACAACACAAACAGAGUUUGUUGGGACAACUUGGAAUUCUCUAGCAUUUCGCCCUGAGCGCCGAAAGAAAGAAGCAAGUAUGACCACGCGGAAACGCACCGGAUAACACCGCCGGCCAUUUUGAAUCUUGGCGUCAUCAUGCGCAUCGCGCAUCGCAGUGUUGCCAACCUAACUUAACCCAACAUAAAAACCCUCCACAAGGACUUAUUAACAAACAAAAAAAAACGUUAAAAACGUAACCAAAUGAAACAAUUUCACACGUGUGCUAAUGUUGUUCACCAUAUUUAUCGAUACUUUCAAUGGGAAAUGUGCAUUUAAUGACUUACUGACUUAAAACAAAAGCUUAAUGAUAUUGUUUUGUACAUAGAGUGUAAAAUGUCGAGGAAAGUAAUUUAUAGCGAGCAAAUUAUGAAUACGCAGUGUUAUAACUUAUAAGUAAAUAAUAUAAAUGAUGUAAAGUGUA